UAUAUAAGCGGGCGGCCGCCCGGGACCCUCAAGCAGUCCGGCAGAGACCUCCCCGCUUCACCCAUCGCUCAAGCAAGAUGGCGCAGAGGCUGGCGCUUUCGGGCGCCUUGCUCGCUGCCUGCCUCGCAGUGAUGGUGACGUUCGGGGCCGCCUCCUUCUUCGGGAAAGAGCACAUCCACCUCAGGAUACACCUCCCCGAGCCAGAGCACCACCACCCGCCCCCACACCAUGAAGAACACCACGAGCACCACGACCAUGGGGGCGGCGGUGGCGGCUUCGGGGGCGGCGACAUCUCCUUCAGCGGCCCAAGCGGCGGUGGCGGCGGCGGCCACGGAGGCCACGGCGGCGGUGACAUCAGCUUCGGUGGCUCCGGCGGCGGCGGCGACCUGGGCGGCCACGGGGGCGGCGGUGGAGGCGGCGGCUACGGCGGUGGCGGAGGCCAUGACGACGUGUCCUUCACCGCCCCCGGCGGCGGAGGUGGCGACCACCACGGAGGAGGUGGAGGUGGAUUCGGCGGCUCGGCCAGCGGAGGAUACGGUGGUGGCGGUGACGACCACCACGGAGGCGGCGGAGGUUUCGGAGGGUCCGGCGGCGGCGGGUACGGCGGCGGUGGUCACGGCGGAGACGACCAUCAUGGAGGUGGCGGCGGCGGUUUUGGAGGCUCCGGCAGCGGCGGGUACGGAGGCGGCGGCGGCGGCGGUGGUUACGGAGGCGGUGAUGACCACCACGGCGGCGGCGGCGGCGGUUUCGGCAGCUCCGGAGGCGGUGGAUACGGGGGCGGUGGCGGCGGCGGAUACGGAGGCGGAAGCGACCACCACGGAGGCGGCGGCGGCGGAUUCGGAGGCUCUGGAUUCGGCGGCGGCCAUGGAGGCGGAGGCGGCGGCGGAUACGGAGGCGGAAGCGACCACCACGGAGGCGGCGGCGGCGGUGGAUUCGGCGGCUCUGGAUUCGGCGGUGGCUACGGAGGCGGCGGCGGCGGUGGCCAUGGAGGCGGCGGCGGCGGCGGAUAUGGCGGCGGCGGCGACCACCACGGUGGCGGAGGCGGUGGGGGCGGACUCGGAAGCUACGGAGGCUCCAGCUUCGGAGGCGGCCACGGGGGCGGCGGAGGCGGCGGUCACGGAGGUGGCUUUGGAAGCAGCGGCGGCGGCGGCUACGGCGGCGGCGGCGGCGGCCACGGUGGUGGCGGCGGCGGUGGCGGCUACGGAGGUGGCGGUGGCGGUGGCCACGGAGGUGGCUGGGACAAGAAGAAGUAAGAGAG
Molecule: messenger RNA, 1258 nt
Organism: Frankliniella occidentalis (western flower thrips)
Lineage: Eukaryota; Metazoa; Arthropoda; Insecta; Thysanoptera; Thripidae
Exons: 4
Coding region: 78-1253 (391 amino acids)
Source: RefSeq, a predicted model, not a curated record